GAGCUCCUGAAUGGGUGGAGAAGAUCAGCAGCUCGGAGAGAGACAUCGGAGGCGAUUACAUCAUGUCCUGUCUGGCCAGCGGGAAACCCAAACCCCAUGUGCACUUCCUGAAGAACGGACGAAUGUAUGCCAAGAACCACGAGUUGCGUUUCACAGACCUGACGUUUGAUGAUUCAGGGAUGUAUCAGUGCAUCGCUGAGAACCGUCACGGCACGAUAUACGCCAACGCCGAGCUCAGGGUGUUCGCCGGCGCUCCUUCAUUUGAGUGGAACCCAGUGAAACCCAAACUUCUGGGGGCCAAAAACGGGCGCGUGGUGAUUGACUGCAAACCCCGAGCGGCGCCGCGGCCGAGCAUCUCCUGGAGCAAAGGAACCGAGCUCCUGCACAACUCCAGCAG
Molecule: messenger RNA, 397 nt
Organism: Sinocyclocheilus anshuiensis
Lineage: Eukaryota; Metazoa; Chordata; Actinopteri; Cypriniformes; Cyprinidae
Product: contactin-1a-like
Exons: 3
Cellular component (GO): neuron projection
Source: RefSeq, a predicted model, not a curated record